UAUUUCCUCCGCUGGUCCGUUACCCGAGCCUGAGCGAAAGGAUUGGUUUUAAUUUUUUUUACAUAUUUUUUUUUCUCCUCGCUGCUCACAAUGAUGAACUUGGUGUCCAGUCAAGACCAACAUGUCGGAAAACCAGACCAAUUUGAUUAUCAACUACCUGCCCCAAACCCUGACUGAUGCCGAAUUCCACUCUAUGUUUGCCUCCAUUGGUAAUAUAAAAUCAUGCAAGAUUGUCCGUGACAAGGCUACUAACUACAGCUAUGGUUUUGGUUUUGUCGAUUACCAGUCGCCCGAGGAUGCUCAGCGUGCCAUACAGUCCCUGAAUGGCCUUCAGCUCCAAAAUAAAUACAUCAAGGUAGCAUUAGCAAGACCCGGAGGUGACAGCAUCAAGGGAGCUAACUUGUAUGUCAGGAACAUUCCACGAGAUUUUACUGCCGGGGAUCUUGAGAGUAUUUUCAAAUGUUAUGGUGAAAUUAUCCAAUGUCGUGUUCUAACUGAUCAAGAUACUGGCAAUUCUAAAGGUGUAGGUUUCAUACUGUUUAGUCAAAAAGCUUCAGCAGAUACAGCAUUAGCAGAAAAAAAUGGUGUUCCACUUCGUGAGGGGGACUUGCCUUUAAUGAUCAAAUAUGCAGAGGACAAUGCUCAGAAAGUUCGCCCACCAGUUCAACCAAUGUAUCCAGCUGGCCCAAGGGGCUUCCCAGGUGGCCCAAUGCGCAACAUGCAAAAUCGUUCGCGUUACAAUCCAAUGACUGGAGGUGGCUACGGAAGUCCAGGUAAUGGAAUGGAGCCUCAUGAAGGAUAUGUUCUAUUUGCGUAUAACAUAGGGCCGGAGACCAACGAAAAGAAUCUAUGGGCUCUUUUCUCGCGCUAUGGUGUCGUACAGAAAGUAAAUGUUAUCUAUGACCACCAAAAGGGACUGACAAAAAACUAUGGUUUUGUCACCAUGGCAAACUAUAAUGCAGCUCAGAUGGCUGUUAACUGUUUAAAUGGCUACAAGUAUUACAAGGGGAAGCCACUUUCUGUUUCUUUCAAAAAUUGAUUCUUAAAUCACUUUUUUUUUACUUUUAUUUUUUUUAAUAAUGUCUUCAUUAUUCCAUCACAUGAUCCACAUGCAAUCCAGCAAAUUACAUCUCGCAUCAGAGUGCUUAUGCCUGGGAUCUUUUUUUUCUCUCUCUGUUUUUUUUUUUUUUUCCUUUAUUAUUUGUCACAUAAAAUAUAUACAUUAAUGUAAUGCAGUGACAAAGCCAGUGUGGUACAUGUUAAAGUGUAUUUACUUGAUGCAACAUUGUGAACUCGGUAAAAUGUUUCAUUCAAAAAUGGGUCUAAACAAGGUCAAGAGGUAGAAUUGUCUGCUCUUGCUGCUUUUGUUGCUUGGUGUUAAAUGAAAAAUUGUUACUAGAUCAAGUACUAUUUUAAGUUUCAAUCAUCAUUUUGUUUAAAACAUUUCUACAAUGCGUUAUGUUCAUGAUGUGUCAAAAGUGAUUUUGAUGAAUAAAUUUUAACCUCAAAAUCUUUUCGAUAAUAAUGGAUUAGAUUUUUUUUUUCUGGUUUUUUUGGUUUUAUACAUUACAUGUUUAAAAAUAAGCAGGACAGGUAUUUCAGGUACUAAUGUUUUUGAGUAUGGCCAGUACCUAUGCAUUUAGCAAGCCUUUUUGGAUCAUCAACAUCACUUUUCUCUGCAUUGCUUCCCUUAGUCAGGGAUAACUGGUCUGACAAUGUGGUGGAAAUAGGUUUGACAAUUGACUUAUAUCAAGGGUUUGAAAUAAGAGUUGUCAAAAUUAAUCAGAUAAAGGCCAUUCAUGCUGAGAAAUUCACUUGCACGUAUGAAUGUAUAGAAGACAUUAUGAUAAGGAAAGCAGCAAUUAAUAUUUAUAAGAAAUCACCACUGGAAAGAUGCUUCAUCAUAAUUGUUCAAAUGCCUGAGCAUUUUCAGACGUCCUAUGCUGGUCAACAGUUUAGCAAUUUCCCCAGACAAUAGUUGAAAUCCUUAAAUUAUUAUUGCACAUGAUACUGUAAAGAUAUAAUUGUAUAGAUCUACAUAUGUAAUAUGAAAACAAGGACAACAGGUUAACAUGAUUUUUGUUAAAAACAUUGUAGAUCUUUUCAAUGCAGGAAUAUAGAAAAUUGUAAAUGGUGGACCACUGACAAUAAAAGUGCUAUUGAGUGAUAUGUACUGUAGAUCAUCUGUUUAUCAGAACACUGAAUAAUUAUGUGAUGCUACAAUGACCUUUAGGACAGCAUAAUCAUGCGAUGCUACAAUGACCUUUAGGACAGCAUAAUCAUGUGAUGCUAUGAAAGACUUUAUGACAACAUAAUCAUAUGAUACUAUGAAUGACCUUUAGGUGUCUGAAUCAUGUGAUGCUAUAAAUGACCCUUUAGGAUAGCCUAAUCAUGUGAUGCUAUAAAUGACCUUUAGGAUAGCCUAAUCAUGUGAUGCUAUAAAUGACCUUUAGGAUAGCCUAAUCAUGUGAUGCUAUAUAUGACCUUUAGGUGUCCGAAUCAUGUGAUGCUAUAAAUGACCUUUAGGAUAGCCUAAUCAUGUGAUGCUGUAAAUGACCUUUAGGAUACACAGCAUUUCCUCAAGUCUUAGUGGAGCAUGGGUAAAGGUAUAAAACUGAUUAUAAGUACAACAUUUGCAAAUUAUUCAACUAUUCUUCACUUCCCACAAAAAAAAAAGUUCUCAUAAAAUAAACAUUGGAAUCAGCAUUAAAGUGUAGUACAUCCAUGAGUUUAGAGUGAUCUUUCCUACAGGUGGAGCUAUCAGGUUACAUACUACAGCAGUACUGCUGCGUUCCCCUCAAGUAGCGAUGUUUUUGUUGAUCAAAGUUCUACAUGGAAGGACAUUUUUCAUUAAUGAAGUGUGGCCAGAUGUAUUCAUUUGCAUAGGGCAAAAGGUUAGGAGGUCAUAUUAAGGACCAUCACAUCAUCUACAAUGUGUUGUUUCAUAGACAUCUAUUAUCAUUGCCAUCUGUCUUGUUUUCAAACAAAGAUGAUAAAAAUAUACAUUUUUUGCAUUGCGUACAACAGUAUUGGACUGUUUUUUAUAUAUGGCACUUAUAACGUCUAAAUACUUUAUAUAACAAAUAACUAAGUAAAAUGUUACAGUGUAAAGAUUGAGCAAGCACUCUGAACUUACUAAAUUUUUUACACUGCUUUUAUUUGACAAGUUUCUGAUCAGUUGAUCGAGAGACUUGAAAAAUGAUGAAUCUGAAAGCUUGUGUUUGGAUUUAAAAUGGGCUUUCCAAAAAAUCAGUAAAUUCAGUCAUGCUGUGAAUAACAAAGACUAUCUCAUUGUUUGGUCUUGUGAUAGUCAGAUGAUCACCUUUUGUCAGAUUUAGCAACAAAAUAUACCAUGAGAAGUCAAAAAAACUUUUGUAAGAUAUAAAAACUUACAUCCUUUUAAAUUGUAAUACAGGCUAGGACAUCAGUAUUUUCAUAUUUAUAUUUGUUAUCAAUGUAAUGUGUAUUUACAUUAUUUUCAAAUUGUUUACAGCAAGGACAGUUUGAUUGUAUAUGCUACAAACCUCUUACAGGAGCAAACACAGAUACUUGUAUUUCUGUUUAUGGGAGCCAUUUAUAGGACUAGAACUUCCAAUGAGAAUAUUUUUGUAGGCUUAAUACAAGCAAUAAUUUAGAAUUAAAUAAUCAAGAUUUUCAAGUUUACGAAAAUUAAACUUUCAAUUUUUUUUACAUAACAUGUUAGAAUCAUUUUGUAUUCAAAACCGUCUUUUUUCAUUUUGUUGGUUUUUUUUGGGGUUUUCUUUCCUUUUUUUUCCUUUUUGUUUUUUGUCAAGCUUUUUGGGAAAAAAACUUUACUAUUUUAAGACAUUUGUUUUCUGUCAAUAUCUGAAUUACAAGAUAAUCCCAAGUUUCUUUCCACCAUUAAAAAAAUCUUUGUCCAAAUCAUAUUCUGAAUACAUGUGUUGUCUUUUAUCAAUGUUUCAUUUUUAUGCUAUUCCACUGCAACCAAUAGGUCAAACUUUUAUCUUUAAUUUUCUCACUAGUAAAUUGCCAAUCACACCAGUUCACUAUAUAAAAGUUGCGUGCUUGUAAUUUACAGUUAGAGACAGUUUAAGAUAACAUUGUAUGUUGAAGAUUGUAACACUGUACAUAUACUGUGAAUGUGAAUACUGUAAUGCUAGUAGUAGUAUGCUGGUCAGAUCCUGCCAGCCCCAGACAGGGAAUGCUGAACACAACCUGUCAGCUUCUGAGAGUGAUGCUGGUAACAUAUCUUGCCAGCUUCAGACAGCGAUAAUAAGAAAAUGUUUGUUGUUGACUUUGUAUUUCUUGUAGAAGUUGAAGAAUGUUAAUAAAAAUGAUACAGAAAAUCAAA
Molecule: messenger RNA, 4333 nt
Organism: Ylistrum balloti
Lineage: Eukaryota; Metazoa; Mollusca; Bivalvia; Pectinida; Pectinidae
Product: ELAV-like protein 2
Exons: 2
Coding region: 122-1039 (305 amino acids)
Cellular component (GO): ribonucleoprotein complex
Molecular function (GO): RNA binding
Source: RefSeq, a predicted model, not a curated record